This is a messenger RNA of Calypte anna (Anna's hummingbird), 3537 nucleotides long. It is a transcript of the gene NRARP, whose product is annotated as NOTCH regulated ankyrin repeat protein. The record is from RefSeq and is a predicted model, not a curated record. Gene Ontology annotation, molecular function: enzyme inhibitor activity; protein binding; phosphatase regulator activity. NCBI's taxonomy places the organism in Eukaryota, Metazoa, Chordata, Aves, Apodiformes, Trochilidae. Gene Ontology annotation, cellular component: cytoplasm. Bases 191 to 538 code for a protein of 115 amino acids. The transcript has a single exon.
GCUCCGCUCCAGAGGGGCCCGGGUCGGAGCAGCGGGAGAGGGAGCGGCGGUAACAGCGGCAGCAGCGCCUUGCAGGGCCGGGGGCCGGCAGCCGGUAGCGCCCCAGCAGCAGCAGGAGCAGCAGCCGCCGAAUGCCCGGGCGGUCCGGUUGUCGCCGUCCAUGCGGGGCGGCGGGGCGUGAGGCGGCGGCAUGAGCCAGAGCGAGGUGUCGGCGUGCGCGGCGCCGCCGCCCAGCCAGCGCGUCUUCCAGGAGGCGGUGCGGCGGGGCAACACCAAGGAGCUGCAGUCCCUGCUGCAGAACAUGACGAACUGCGAGUUCAACGUCAACUCCUUCGGGCCCGAGGGGCAGACGGCGCUGCACCAGUCCGUCAUCGACGGCAACCUGGAGCUGGUGAAGCUCCUGGUGAAGUUCGGCGCCGACAUCCGCCUGGCCAACCGCGACGGCUGGAGCGCGCUGCACAUCGCCGCCUUCGGGGGCCACCAGGACAUCGUCCUCUACCUGAUCACCAAGGCCAAAUACUCCGCCGGGGCCCGGUGAUGCCGGGGCUGCCCCCCCGCCCCCCUUCUCCCGCGAUCCCCCGGCCGCCAAAGCUGCUUCCGCCCCCCCCGUGGGGUUUAUUUGGCGAAGAUUUGGGGGGCCCACGCAAAACACGACGCCGUUCGCCUGCUUUUCCUUUUUUUUUCUUUUUUUUUUUUUUUUUAUUUUUCCCCCUUUCCAAGGGUGGUUUUCCUACUGUAAUGUGGUUUGUUUUUGUUUUUUUUUUUCCUCCAUCUACCUCGGCUGCACUCACAGUAUUCACGGUUUCAGUUUGACAUCUGGUCAGAUGCUUUAAGGGCUCCCCCGUACCCCUCUCCCUCCAACCCCCUAAUAUUUAAUCCUCCCUCCCUACUCCCCUCGCUCCCCCCUACUUAAAGUAUUCUGGCUCAGAACCGACUUCAUUUCAAUCUCCCCAGCCUCCCCUCCCACCCUUCCCGGGGGGUACCAGGGUCCCUCCGCCAGACUGGUGGCGGCCCCGGGGGCUCCCGUCCCCCCAGACCCUUCCCGGGCCAGGAGGAGACGCAAAGUUCCUCCUCUCCGCUUCUCCCAGGGUUUUCCCAUCACUGUUUUUUGUUGUUGUUGUUUUUUAUUUGUUUGUUUUUCCCGAGGCGACUCCGUUGGAAUAUGACAGACGCUUUUCUCACCCCGGUUGCUCUUUUUUGUUGUUGUUUUCGGUUUGGUUUUGGUUGGUUUUUGGUUUUUUGUUUGUUUCUUUUUUUUUUUUUUUUUUUUGUUCGAUUUUGCGUUGGGUUUUUCUGCUUCGGUUUGUCAGUUUUGGGUGUCCGAAGAACAUCUGCAUCCUCACCCGCUCCUCCAAUCCAUUUAGCACGCGUGAGAUCCCAGGAAAAGACAUUGAAUCCUUCUGGUUUUGUGUGUAAAGGGGGAUUAGCAAAUCCUGGAUUAUUUUUCCUUUUUUUUUUAAAUAAAAAAAAAAAAAAAAAAGAAACUCUAGAGGCAGAGGAUUUGCUUUUGCACAGCGAAGGGGUGCGAGCGCUCUCUGCUGCCUAGAGAUGCCGGAAAACUACUGAAAAGUUUGGGACCUUUUUGGUGAAAACUUGGAUAAGGAUAACACUUCUCAAUGCAGAACGAGUCACUUAACGUCCGUAGAUUCACCCGCCUUUUAUACGAUAUAUAUAUAUGUGUGUAUAUAUGCGUAUAUAUAUCUUUAUAAAAGAAAGGGAGGAAGAAGAGAGAGCCACCCGAAGUCGCAUUUUGAAGUGACUGCACGUUUAAUCCCAAAUGCUGCUUUUUAUUGCUAUGGCACAAGAACAUCCAUUUGGAAAUAAGCGGAAAGUUUCAGAAGUCUCCUUUCUCCCACUGGUCUUUCAGCCCUCUUCUCCUCGUCUGCACUAAAACCAUCCGUGUCACUGCCUCCUCUUUCCUCUCUUGCUCCCUGCACCCAAACCAUUACAAUUAAAAAAAGAAAAAAAAAAAAAAAAAAGAAAAGAAAAAAAAAAUUACCUGCUGGUUUUAUUUGGGUUGUGUCUUAACUAUUUAUCAUGUCUGUAUAUAUUUGUGGGUGAAGAUUGUGAGCCUGUGUUGAUUUUUUUUUUUUUUUUUUUUUUUUAAGCUGGUGGUGUUUCAAAAAUAUGGUUUGGGAAUUCUGCUCUUUUUCGGUUUGUUUUCCUAGUCUUAAAACUGAAAGGAAAAAAACACAAACCAAGAAACCAAACACAAAAACUUGAGUCUGCCAUGACUGGUUUCCCAUUGCACUGAAUAUUCUGCUUUGUCUUUCAUGGUUUAGUCUGCAGUUUGGUUUGGGUUUUCUCUGCUUCAGCGAUUUGAGAUGAUUUUUUUUUUUAAAAAAAAAAAGCUCCAGAUUGAAAGAAGAAAAAGGAAAAAAAAAAACAAAACCCUGUCAAAAGCUUCUACUGUUAGUGCUGUGAUUUGCAAGGAAUUGCUUGGCCGAAGUCUUUUUUGUGGGCAUGGCAGCACAUCCAUGGUGCUUCUGUGUGAUAGUUAUGGGGUGGGAACAAGAUCUUUUCUAGUGAGGUUUUAUCGUUGUUACCAGAUGGUUGCACAUUUUUGACUAUUUUUUUUUUUUUUUUGACUAAAUGGAUUUGCCACAAUGAAAUGUCAUAACAUUUAUGACAUGAUAUUAAAAAGUGUAUUGUAAAGCCAAGUUCUAGAUGGAUUUUUAAAAAGAAAUCUUGAUUAUAAACCCAGUCUAAAGGGAGCUGUGUCCAGUGUUGUAAAAACAACAUGAUGUAACCCAUAUUUAUAUUUUUAUAAAAUACCUAUUGAGACUGUGAAUCUCCUGUGUGAAAUACUGGGUGAGUUGUUGAAGAAAAGUAUUGUUCCUUUCCAGCCUCCUGGAGCUUUAGACAUGCUGAGAUUUUUUUUGGGAAACUGUACGCUGGGGAAGGGGGUUUGCUCUGAAAUUGUGAGUUGAUGUAUUUUUACAUCCCUUUGUAUUUUACUGAAAAGCUGCUGCCCUUCCUAGUCCCUAGAGUUUCAAUUUUCUAUGCAACCCCCACGCCCCCCCCGACUCUCUUGAUCCUGAGAAGUAAAAGGGAUGCAGAUUGAUUCAAAUUGAAAUGAGGGUUCCCCCCCACCCCCCUUGUUGGCUCAUCGUGCUGCUGACCCCAACGCCAAAACGGGGAGUACAAGAAAUAAAUAAAAGAGGCAGGUGGGGGAGGCUCAUUCGUGCAUGACUGGUUGCCUUCCAGCAGUCAUCUUUAUUAUUAUUUUUGUAAGAAGAAUAUAUUGAUAAUGUCAGUGAAAUAAGCAGACAUUGAAGCUGAUGCACAGAUUGCUCCAGAAAGGAGUUUUUCUGUAGAUUUUUCUUUAGAUGCGAAUACCUUUUUUAAUUAUGUUAAUUAAUGUUAAGAAUUUUUAGGCUUAUAUUGAAGCUGUAUGUGGGUCACUAUAUGAUCAUUUCUAACUGGAUAAAGUCUGUACAGUACAGCAUAUUCCUGAGUGUAUGAUAUAGACAUGUAGCCCCAGAGUGUGAAAUUUAUAAAUAAAUUUUUCAUUGAUCUUUUUAUAAAAAAAAAAAA